AUGGACCAGAACCUGUUUGGAGGGGCCCCCAGAUUCCUCACGCGGCCCAAAGCAUUCGCAGUGUGCGUUGGCAAGGAUGCCACUCUAAGCUGCACCAUCGUGGGCAACCCCACCCUACUGAUUACCUGGGAAAAGGAGAAGCUACGUCUGACCUCCGGUGGCCGCUUCAAGACGGUGGAUGAUGGUAAUGUCUACCGCCUCACCAUCUACGAUCUAACCCUGGAAGACAGCGGCCAGUACAUGUGCCGGGCCAAGAACAACGUCGGGGAGGCAUACGCAUGUGUAACCCUUCAUGUAGGCCUUCCACAAGAGAUGGUGGACAGGGCCCCCAUCUUCAUGGUCAAGCCCACCUCUGCACGCGUGGGCCUGGGGGGCGAUGUGGUCUUCCACUGCCGGGUUGCUGCUUACCCAGAGCCCAAAUUUGACUGGGAUAAGGAUGGGCGUUACCUAGCCGAGACAAACCGCAUCAAGGUGUCCUCGGACGGCGACAGCAGCUCCCUGAGGAUCCAGAGCGUGCGCAGCCUAGACAGCGGCACGUAUACCUGCCGCGCCCAGAACUCGGUGGGCCGCUCGAACUCUGCCGCCGUCUUGGUCAUAGACACGCAGGACUCCCGUCACCUGGGCCAGGACAAGAGCACCUCCCUCCUCUCCCACAUGCAGAAGCGUAAAGAAGGGAUCUCCAUCUACCGCACAGCAGAGACCCACAACUCCACCACCACCUCGUCCACGGCCACCACUAUGGUCACAGACGGGCUGAGCGUUCUGGGUCUGGACCACGGCAGAGCAGCACUGGUCAGCCAGCUACCCAAAAGCGUCUUCACCCGCACCUGCACGGUGACUGAGGGCAAGCAUGCCAAGCUCAGCUGCUUCGUGACGGGUCACCCCAAGCCUCAUAUCAUCUGGAGGAAGGAUGGGGGGAACAUCGGCGAGGGACGUAGGCACAUCAUGUAUGAGGACCAGGCCGAGAAUUUCAUCCUCAAGAUCCUGUACUGCAAGCAGAGCGACAACGGCCUGUACACCUGUAAUGCCUCCAACAUGGCUGGACAAACCUACAGCGCUGUGCUGGUGAUUGUUAAAGAGCCCAAGGUGCCAUUCAGGAGGAAGCUGCAGGAUGUGGAGGUCCAGGAGAAGAUGACGGCCAUGCUGCUGUGUGAGGUGCCCGUUUCGGCUAGCCAGGCCAGCUGGUUCAUGGAGGAGACACGUCUGGAGGACAGCUCCAAGUACUGCAUGGAGGAGGAAGGAACCAUGCGUCGCCUCACCAUCCGCAAUGUCACUACUAAUGAUGAUGCCGUCUACAUCUGCGAGAUGAAGGAGGGGAGCCGCACCGUAGCCGAGCUCACUGUGCUCGGGAACAUCACUAAGAAGCUUCCCAGGAGGACUGUAGUGUCGUUGAGUGAUACAGUGAUCUUCUGCGUGGAGCUGGAGCACCCCAGUUCUGACGCCUACUGGACACGCAACGGCGAGCGCCUGAAGCCGGACACACGGAUAUCCAUUGCGUGCACCCUCAGACAGUACACGCUAACCAUCAGCCACUGCCAGGCCGACGACUCAGGAGAGGUGGCCUUUGUGGCUGGAGACUGCAAGACCUCCACACGAUUCUCAGUCGCGGCUGCCAGAAAGCACCCUCCAGAUCCCCCUAUCGACGUGGUGGUGCGUAGCAAGACCGACUCGUCCAUCACGCUCCACUGGUCUCCCCCAGACAGUGACCGCCCCGUGCCCAUCAAAGGGUACAUGGUAGAGAGGAGGAAGGUGGGUGCCCAGACCUGGCAGAGGUGCAAUGGCAUGGAAGUCAGCCCCUUUACUGAGAUCACGAUCCAGAAUAUCACAGAGGAGGCCAGCUACCAGUUCCGCAUCUCCGCAGUCAACGACUACGGCCAGAGCCAGCAUAUGGAGGUGCCUGGGACCUUCUACCUCGAGCCCUCUGCAGAGGUGAAGACAGGCCUGAUGAACAGCACAGCCAUCUCAGGCGAGGAGGCCUCCCUCUCCGUGGACCUGUCUGCCGUGUGCUCUGGCUCCUGGUCUAUCAACGGCCGCCUCCUGCGGAGUGGGGCUGACUACCUCAUCACACGCCAAAAGACCACACAUACGCUGACGAUCCGAACCGUCUCGAUGGAGAUGAAUGGAGCCACGGUCAAAUUUGUGGGCGGUGGCUCCGAGAGCACUUGUAUACUCCACGUGAAGGCUCCAGCUGUCCGGUUCACCAGUAAGUCCGCUCACACCGAGGUGGUGACCUGCAGCGCCCAGUCCUCCGCCCAGCUGACCACAGAGGUGUCCGAUUAUGAUGCUCAGGUGGUCUGGAUGAAGAAUGGACGGGAGCUGAAGGUGGGCAAGAAGUACGAGUGCAUAAGCACCGACCGCAGGAGGAUCCUGAUGGUGCACAACGUCACCGAAGAGGACACGGGCAUCUAUGAGUGUGUCUUAAAUGAAGACCGAAUGUCCCUGCAGCUUUCUCUAAAAGAUGAAGCCAAGUUCCUGAACAAGCCCAGGGGUCCCAUGGAGGUGGCGCCUGCCCUCAGCGGGGACCUGGAGUUGAACUGCGAGGUGUCGUCUGCAAGCGGGGUGGUGGUGUGGAGGAAGGAUCAGACACCGGUCACUGAGGACCAAAGAAUCACCGUCGUCUCCAAAGGGACACAGAGAAGACUGGUCAUCAAGAAUGCCAAGAAGAGUGACGAGGGACACUACUCCUGCGAGACAGCCGUGGACAAAGUCACAUUCCAGGUCAAGAUAAAAGAAGCCCAACAGGCAGUCUUCUCCAACAAGGAGUCUGUACAGAAGGAGGUGAAAGUUACUCUCUCCCAGAAAGCCACUCUGAGCUGUGAGGUGUCCGACCCCAAGACCGAGGUGAAAUGGUACAAGGGCGGCAAGCUGCUGACUUCCACUGAGACAGUCUCCACGGAGACAAAGGGCAGGUGUCGUCUGUUGGUAGUAGACAAAAUUGAGAAGAAGGACGCUGGAGAAUACACCUGUGAGGCUAGAGCAGAGAAGCUGGUCUUUAAAAUACAUGUUUCAGAUGUCCAGAAGACUACCUUCUCUAACAAGGAGUCUGUACAGAAGGAGGUGAAAGCUACUCUCUCCCAGAAAGCCACUCUGAGCUGUGAGGUGUCUGAUAUCAAGACAGAGGUGAAAUGGUACAAGGAUGGCAAGCUGCUGACUUCCAGUAAGACGGUCUCCAUGGAGACAAAGGGCAAGACUCGUCAGCUGGUGAUAGAGAAGGUGGAGAAGAAGGAUGCUGGAGAGUACACGUGUGAGGUUGGAGCAGAGAAACUGGUCUAUAAGAUUCAGGUGACAGAAGCCCAGGCUGUCUUCACCAACAAGGAGUCUGUACAGAAGGAAGUGAAAGCUACUCUCUCCCAGAAAGCCACUCUGAGCUGUGAGGUGUCUGAUACCAAGACAGAGGUGAAAUGGUACAAGGAUGGCAAGCUGCUGACUUCCAGUAAGACAGUCUCCAUGGAGACAAAGGACAAGACUCGUCAGCUGGUGAUAGAGAAGGUGGAGAAGAAGGAUGCUGGAGAGUACACGUGUGAGGUUGGAGCAGAGAAACUGGUCUAUAAGAUUCAGGUGGCAGAAGCACAACAGGCUGCCUUCUAUAACAAGGACUCUGUACAGAAAGAGGUGAAAGCUACUCUCUCCCAGAAAGCCACUCUGACCUGUGAGGUGUCUGAUACCAAGGCAGAGGUUAAAUGGUACAAGGAUGGCAAGCUGCUGACUUCCAGUAAGACAGUCUCCAUGGAGACAAAGAACAAGACUCGUCAGCUGGUGAUAGAGAAGGUGGAGAAGAAGGAUGCUGGAGAGUACACCUGUGAGUUGGGAACAGAAAAGCUGGCCUACAAGAUACACGUGACUGGAGAAACUCAGGCUGCCUUCUAUAACAAGGAGUCUGUACAGAAGGAGGUGAAAGCUACUCUCUCCCAGAAAGCCACUCUGAGCUGUGAGGUGUCUGAUACCAAGACAGACGUGAAAUGGUACAAGGAUGGCAAGCUGCUGACUUCCAGUAAGACAGUCUCCAUGGAGACAAAGGGCAAGACUCGUCAGCUGGUGAUAGAGAAGGUGGAGAAGAAGGAUGCUGGAGAGUACACCUGUGAGGUUGGAGCGGAGAAACUGGCCUUCAGGAUUCAGAUGGCAGAAACUCAAGCAGCUUUCUCCAACAAGGAGUCUGUACAGAAGGAAGUGAAAGCUACUCUUUCCCAGAAAGCCACUCUGAGCUGUGAGGUGUCUGAUACCAAGACAGAGGUGAAAUGGUACAAGGAUGGCAAGCUGCUGACUUCCAGUAAGACAGUCCACAUGGAGACAAAGGACAAGACUCGUCAGCUGGUGUUGGACAUCGUGGAGAAGAAGGAUGCUGGCGAGUACACUUGUGAGGUUGGAGCAGAGAAAGUGGCCUUUAAGAUACAGGUGGCAGAGGUCCAGGCUGCCUUCACCAACAAGGAGUCUGUACAGAAGGAGGUGAAAGCUACUCUCUCCCAGAAAGCCACUCUGAGCUGUGAGGUGUCUGAUACCAAGACAGAGGUGAAAUGGUACAAGGAUGGCAAGCUGCUGACUUCCAGUAAGACAGUCUCCAUGGAGACAAAGGGCAAGACUCGUCAGCUGGUGAUAGAGAAGGUGGAGAAGAAGGAUGCUGGAGAGUACACGUGUGAGGUUGGAGCAGAGAAACUGGCCUUCAGGAUACAGGUGGCAGAAUCCUCUGCCAAGUUUAAAAAAACUGCAGUGAAGAGUGCAUGCAGUGUUCAAGCAAGUGAGAAGAUUGUUUUGACCACUGAGUUGACUUCGGAGAGUGCCAGCGUUAAGUGGUUCAGGGACGGUGUGGAGUUGAAGGAGAGCUCUAAGUAUGACAUGAAGAGAGAGGGACAUUCUCACACCCUGAUUGUGAAGUCCACUGAAGUCAAAGACAGUGGCACCUACUCUUGCCACACUGCUGACGACAAGCUUGAGUUCAAAGUUCAAGUCAAAGACUCACCUCUGAAGUUUGUGGUGCAGUUGCAGCCUGUAGCCACAGAGCUGGGUGGUACACUGACACUGACCUGUGAAAUGAACCGAGCCUUAGGGGACGUGCUCUGGCGCCACAACAGCUGUGAGGUCAAACCCGGCGGCAGGUUCUGUGUCAGCACUGAUGGUCCCAAGCGGGUCCUUACUGUGACAGGAAUGGCAAAAGAGGAUGAGGGAGAAUACAGCUGUGAAUGCAAAGAUGAUAAGACCUCUGCCAAGGUCUCCACCAAAGCGCCCAGACUGGUGAAGCUGACUUCCAAGCUGAGCAAUGUCGCUGCUGUGGAGGGGAAGGAGGCCAUCUUCAAGUGUAGUGUCACCCCAGCUGACGUCAACGUGAAAUGGUUCUGCAACAACGUGCCCAUCACUGCUGGGCCCAAAUAUAAGAUUGAGCAUGGGGGCACCAGCCACUCCCUCACCGUCUCCUCAGUCAGUCAGGAUGAUGCUCAAGAGAUCAGCAUUGAUGCAGAGGGCAAAACCUGCAGUGCUACCCUCCAAGUGCAAUUGGAGCCGGUGAUGUUCAAGAAGAAGCUGGAGAAUGUGAUGGCGGUGGAGGAACAGAAGGAGGUGAAGCUGGAGGUAGAGCUGAGUAAGCCCUCUAAAGAGGUCAGGUGGAUGAAGAACAGCGUGGUGCUACAGCCUGGAGGCAACAUGGAGAUCAGGGUGGACGGAGCCAAGCAGACUCUGGUCUUUAAGAGUGUGACUACGGCCGACCGUGGUUACUACUCCUGUGAGACCCUGGACGACAAGACCCAGGCCAAACUCACAGUGGAUGUGAAGAAGAUUGAGGUGGUGAACGGCCUGCUGCCGGAGGUCAAGGCCCAUGAGAAGGAGACAGUGACCCUUGAGGUGGAGCUCAGCCAGGCUGACGUGGAGGGCUCCUGGACCAGGGACAGCGUCAAGCUCAAGGCAGGGUCCAACUGCCGCAUCACAGCCCUGGGAAAGAAGCAUGCCCUCACACUAUCCCAAAUUAAGAUGGAGGACGCAGGAACAAUUGCUUUCCAAGCAGAGGGAGUCAAAACUUCUGCCAAACUGAUUGUUACAGAACCUGCGGCAAUGAUCUCUAAACCCAUGGGGGAUGUCAAAGCCCCAGAGAAGGAGAAGGCUACGCUUGAGUGUGAGGUGUCCAGAACUAACGCUGAGGUCAAGUGGUUCAAGGGUGACAUGGAACUGAAACCAGGGAAGAACUUUCGCAUCCACUCCCAGGGGCGCACACGCAGCCUGCUAAUCCACAAAUGUUCCCAAGAGGAUGAGGGUACAUACGUCUGCCAAACGUCUGAUGACAACACAUCAGCUAAACUCACUAUUCACGCCCGAGACAUUAAAAUAGUGAAGAGGCUUGAGGACGUGGAGGUGAUGGAGAAGGAGAGCGCUUCGUUCUUCUGUGAGAUCUCUCACGAUGAAGUGGACUGCCAGUGGUUCAAAGGCGACACCAAACUCAAAGUCGGUGACAACAUCAAGAUGAGACAAGAGGGUAAAAUCUAUGUGCUGCUGUUUAAGUCGGUGACCCCAGAAGACAUUGCUGAGAUUAAAUUCACAGCUGAAAAGGCCUCUUCAACAGCCAAACUGACAGUGAAAGAGCUCCCUGUCCAGUUUGUGAAGAAACUCAGGGAUAAGUUAGCCUUGUAUACACACCGUGGGUUCUUGGAAUGCCAAGUGUCCCGGGCCAGCGCCAAGGUCAAGUGGUACAAGAACAAGAAGGAGAUCAAGCCCAGCAAGAAGCACGAGAUCAGCAGCGAGGGUAUAUACCGCAAACUCACCAUAAACGACGUGGGCUCGGAUGAUGAGGAUACUUACACCUGUGACGCCAUCGACGACAAGACAUCCUGUAAACUUCUUGUGGAAGAGCAGGCCAUCAGCGUCGUACGGGAGCUAAGUGCCGUGGAAGUGACCGAGCCCUUUGCCGCCUUCUUCGAGGUGGAGAUCAACAUCGACUCAGUCAAGCCCCCCAAGUGGACCCUGAAUGGUGUGGCCGUGCAGGAGAGCGCUGACGUGGAGAUGGAGAAGGAGGGCUCCAUGCACCGCCUCACCUUCAAGAAGACCAAGGCCUCCAUGACAGGACCUGUCCAGUUCAUGGCUGGCAAGAGCAAGUCUGUGGCCCAGCUUACUGUCAAAGGGCGUCCUCUUGAGGUGGUAGAGCCCAUUAAAGAUGUGACAGUCAAGGAGAAGGGCUCAGCCACUCUGAGCUGCAAGUUCUCCGCCACACCCAAAGAGGUGAGCUGGUUCAAAGGGCAAACCCUCCUGGAUGCUUCAGACAAGUACAGCCUGAAACAGGACGCUGUGAGGGCUCAGUUGACCAUCCAUAAACUGACUGGAGAAGACACCGGGGAGUACCGCUGUCAGUCGGCUGCUGCCGAGACCAAAGCCACUCUCACUGUAGAGGUUCGGAAAGUGGAGAUCACAAAACACCUGGUGGACACAGAGGUGGAUGAGGACAGUGAUGCAGUGUUCAUUUGUGAGAUCAACUACACGGAUGAGGAGGUGCAAUGGCUACUCAAUGAAAAAGCACUCUUCUCCAAUGAGGUCAACACCAUCACACACGUGGGCAAAGUGCACACGCUCACACUCAAGAAUCUGGCACCUGAGGAUGGGGGCACCAUCAUCUUCAAGGUCAGGGAAAUCAAGGAGGGUGUGACCCUAAAAGUCGAAGAGAAGCGUGCAGUGUUCCUCAAGUCUCUGGAUGACGUGGUGGGAGAGGUGAAAGGUAUGAUCACCCUGGCGUGUGAGGCCUCCAAGCCCAGGGUCUCCCCCGCCUGGAGGAAAGAUGGUACGCUCCUGACCACUGGCUCUAAGUAUGAGGUCCUGCACACAGGCAAGUCCCUGGGUCUGAUCAUCAAGGAUGUUACCAAGGAAGACGCAGGGGAGUACAGCUGCGACCUGGGUACUGAGCUUUCCAAGUCAAAGGUCACUGUGAGAGACCUGAGCAUAGGUAUCACCAAGCAGUUGAAGUCUGUGGAGGCGAUGGAGGGAGAGACAUGUAGCUUUCAGUGUAUUCUGUCACGGGAAAGCACUGACGAGUGUUCCUGGACCUUGAAUGGCCAGACCGUGGCUAACGGAGGACGCUUCCAGGUGUCCAGUACAGGUCGCAAGUACAUGCUGGUUAUCAAGGAUGUGACGCCAGCCGAUGCUGGUGAGGUGGUCUUCAACAUAAAGAACCUGUACUCCAAGACUACCUUAGCUGUUGAAGGCAAAGCUCAAUCUGUAUCACGGGAGCUGCAGAGCAUUAGUGUAGUCUCAGGGGAGGAUGCUGUGUUCAUCUGUGAGGUCACACAGACCAGGGCCACCGUCCAGUGGGCCAAAGAUGGGAAGGACAUCAGGAAGAGUGAGAAGUAUGAGAUCAGUAAAGAGGAGAGGGUCAUGAAGUUGACCGUCCACAGUGUCACUGUUCAGGACUCUGGGGAAUAUAGCUGUGAGGUCAUCGGAGGAGCCACUACCAAGGCCAAGCUGGAGAUCAAAGAGCCAGUCCACAAGUUUACCAAGGAGCUGAAGGACAGCGAGGUGGAAGAGGAGGGCUCAGUGACCCUGCAGUGUGAGACGGCCCAGCCUGCCUCCAAGGCUACCUGGUCCAAGGAGGGCGUGGAGCUGAAGGCCGGGGGACGCUAUGAGAUGAGUCAGAAGGAGACCGUCCUCAACCUCACUAUCAAACAGCUGGAGGAGAAAGACAGCGGCACUUACACCUGUGACGUGGGCACUGCCACGAUGAUGGCCAAGGUGACAGUCAAAGCCUUGCCUGCCAGCUUUGAACAAAAGCUGAAGAACCAGCAGGCCAAGGAAGGGGAGAGUGUCACUCUCUGCUCUGUGUUAUCCAAACCUGGGGCCAAGGUUCAGUGGAAGAAAGGCACUGAGCAUCUCAAAGCUGGAGACAAAUAUGAGAUGAAACAAAAAGAUGCCUCCUGCGAGCUUCAAAUAAAGCAUCUGAAUGUUGAGGACAGUGGGGAGUACUCCUGUGAGUGUGGAGACCAGAGGACCACAGCGACUAUAAACGUUAAUGCGUUACCUGUGACCUUCAAACACAAGCUGGAGAGCCAGGAGGCUGAGGAGGAGGGCAGUGUGACCCUGCACUGUGAGCUCUCUAAACCUGGAGUCCCUGUGGAAUGGAGGAAGGGAACACAGGUGCUGACGUCUGGAGAAAAGUACCAGAUGAAGCAGAAAGAAUCUGUGAGUGAACUCCUGAUCAGCAAAGUAGUACCAGAGGACAGUGGAGACUACAGCUGUGUGUGUGGAGACCAGAAGACUUCAGCCAGUCUCAAGAUUAAGGCCCAACCUGUUACAUUCAAACAAAAGCUAGGGAGCCAGGAGGCUGAGGAGGGGGGCAGUGUUACCCUGCACUGUAAGCUCUCUAAACCUGGAGUCCCUGUGGAAUGGAGGAAGGGAACACAGGUGCUGACGUCUGGAGAAAAGUACCAGCUGAAGCAGAAAGAAUCUGUGAGUGAACUCCUGAUCAGCAAAGUAGUACCAGAGGACAGUGGAGACUACAGCUGUGUGUGUGGAGACCAGAAGACUACAGCCAGUCUCAAGAUUAAGGCCCAACUUGUGACCUUCAAACACAAACUGGAGAGCCAGGAGGCUGAGGAGGGGGGCAGUGUUACCCUGCACUGUGAGCUCUCUAAACCUGGAGUCCCUGUGGAAUGGAGGAAGGGAACACAGGUGCUGAAGUCUGGAGAAAAGUACCAGAUGAAGCAGAAAGAAUCUGUGAGUGAACUCCUGAUCAGCAAAGUAGUACCAGAGGACAGUGGAGACUACAGCUGUGUGUGUGGAGACCAGAAGACUUCAGCCAGUCUCAAGAUUAAGGCCCAACCUGUUACAUUCAAACAAAAGCUAGGGAGCCAGGAGGCUGAGGAGGGGGGCAGUGUUACCCUGCACUGUGAGCUCUCUAAACCUGGAGUCCCUGUGGAAUGGAGGAAGGGAACACAGGUGCUGACGUCUGGAGAAAAGUACCAGCUGAAGCAGAAAGAAUCUGUGAGUGAACUCCUGAUCAGCAAAGUAGUACCAGAGGACAGUGGAGACUACAGCUGUGUGUGUGGAGACCAGAAGACUACAGCCAGCCUCAAGAUUAAGGAUUUCUCAGCUCUCCCAGUCAUAUUCAAACAAGAUCUGCAGAGUCAGGAGGCUGAAGAGGGGGGCAGUGUUACCCUGCACUGUGAGCUCUCUAAACCUGGGGUCCCCGUGGAAUGGAGGAAGGGAACACAGGUGCUGAAGUCUGGAGAAAAGUACCAGAUGAAGCAGAAAGAUUGCCGUGUGGACCUCCAAGUCUGUGAUUUGAAACCCGAAGACACAGGAAGCUACCAGUGCAGGACUGGAGACACAGGGAGCUCAGCAUGCCUGAAAGUCAAUGCUCUCCCAGUCAUUUUCACUAAAGAGCUGCAGAGCCAACAGGCUGAGGAGGGGGGCAGUGUUACCCUGCACUGUGAGCUUUCAAAACCUGGAGUCCCUGUGGAAUGGAGGAAGGGGGAGGUGGGUCUUUGCCUCUGUGCCAAGUAUAACAUCAUCCAGGAAGGGCACAGCGCUAGGCUAGUCAUCCAAAACCUAGACCCAGAAGACUCAGGCAGCUACACCUGUGACAGUGGUGACUGGAAAACCACAGCACACCUUUCUGUGAAGGCCCUGCCCGUUUACUUCAAAACUCGACUACAGAAUCUAGAGUGGGACGCAGGUGAGAUUGCCAUCCUCCGCUGUGAGAUCACCAAGCCUGGGGCCAGCGUUGUCUGGAGCCGUGGCGACAGGGUCCUGGAGUCUAACAACAAGUAUCAGCUGAAACAGGAAGGGGCCAUUGUGAAGCUUAUCAUCUAUAGCCUACAAGGGGCUGACUCUGGGGAGUAUAUCUGUGACACAGGUUACCAGAAGACCUCCUCCGUGCUCACUGUACAGGAGGUGGAGGUGACCAUAGUGAAGGUCUUGAACAGCUGUUCGGUGCACGAGGGGGAGGAUGUCCACUUUGAGUGCCAUCUGUCCCACGAUGACGCCAAGGAGGUCCAGUGGAAGCUUGCGGACGUCCCUCUGCAGAACAAUGAAAUGAACCUGAUCCGUGCCCAGGGCAAGGUCCACAGCCUCACCCUCAGAGGGGUCACGCAGGCCGACUCGGGCACAGUCACCUUCACCGUGGGUCACCAUACCUCCACCGCAAGUCUGACCGUCCGAGGGGCCCCUGUGGUGUUCAAGAAGGAGCUGGAGAGCCAGGAAGCAGUGGAGGGAGGCAGUGUUUCCCUGACCUGUGAGAUCAGUGCUGAUGGCAAGGUGACCUGGAGAAGGGGCUCCGUGCUCCUCACCCAGGGGGAGAAGUAUUCCAUGGAGCACACAGGUUCUACCUACAUCCUGAUGGUUCACAAGUUAAAGGUUGAAGAUGCUGGAGAGUACACCUGCGAUGCCGGGGAUAAGCAGAGCACAGCCACCCUGACAGUCAAAGAGUCUGUGCGCAUCACUCGGGAGCUGCACGACAUCACAGUGACCACCGGGCAGGAUGCUGUCUUUGCGUGUGAGUUGUCCCAGGAGGGCGUGACCAACGGAGAGUGGUGGCUGGGCGAUAACCUCCUCCAGAACAACGACCUGAACCAGAUGGCCUGCCAGGGCCGGGUACACCGGCUGACACUACAGAUGGUCACCCCCGAUGAAUCAGGGGACGUGGCGUUUGUGGUGGGCGAGGAGAAGACCGUUGCUUGCCUACUGGUGGAAGAGAAGCCCAAAGCCUUAAUCCUUGAGAAGCCUCACGAUACAGUGGCCUUGGAGGGCGAGACAGUCACCCUGUCCUGCACUGUCUCCGACCCCACGGCCACCAUCACCUGGAGCAGGAAUGAUGUGGCCAUCAAAGCAGGACUCAAGUACGACCUGCGGAAGAAUGGAGCUCUCCUGCAGCUGCGCAUCCACAACCUGGAGAUGGAGGACUCUGGAACUUACUGCUGCGAUACCGGGGAUGCACAGUGCACCGUCACCUUGAUUGUGGAAGGUGCCCCGGCAUUCUUUCAGAAGGAGCUGAAGAACCAGGAAGCCCAGGAGGGUGAUGAUAUCACUCUGCACUGUGAGCUCUCCAAGGCGGGCACUCACGUGGAGUGGAGGAAAGGAGGCGCAGUCCUCCAGGCUGGUAAGAAGUACGAGAUGAGGCAGGAGGGCUGCGUUCAGGAGCUCCACAUUCGCAACCUGGAGCCAGAGGACAACGGCUACUACACCUGUGAUGCUGGAGACCAGCUCACCACAGCAUUAGUGGCAGUGCAAGAACCCACAGUAGAGGUGGUGAGCGAGAUGCAGGACCUCCGUGUGGCUGAGGACCAGCCGGCUGAGUUCAUCUGCCAGUACUCCCGGCCGGUCCAGGCCCAGUGGAAAAGAAACGGGCGGCCGUUGCAGCCUGACGGCAGGAGGGUGGUAGUGGAGCAGGACUGGACCGUGGCUCGCUUGUACAUUAGCCACGUGUCCACUGAGGACAGGGGGACAUACUCCUGUGAGGCAGAGGGGACCUGCGUGGUCGCGUCCCUGGAGGUGGAAGCCAAACCCAUUGAAAUCAUCCAGGGCCUGGAGAACAUGGACACCAUCGACGGCGGCGAGGCCCUGUUCGAGUGCUCGAUCUCUCGUUGCGAGAUCAAAGACAGCUGCUGGCUCAUUGACGGCAAGCCGGUGAAGGAUUCGCCAACCACUGAGAUUGUGUCCUUCGAGAGUGGCCGCCGCCACCUGCUGCUGCUAAAGGACCUGCACGUCGGGGACAACUGCAAAGUGACCUUCCAGGCGGGCACCGCAGCGACCUCCGCCAUGCUCAACGUCAAAGGCUGGCAGCUGGAUGUGGUGAGCGGUCUGGAGGAUAAGGUAGCUGUGGUGGGAGAGAAAGUAGAGUUCAGAUGCGUGCUGACCGAGCCUGUGCCUGAGGCGGAGGUAGCCUGGUACUCUAACGGAGCCGAGCUAAAGAAUGAUAACACCUGGGCCAUGCAGGCUGACGGUUGCUUCUACCAACUGGUGCUGAGACAGGCCCCAGCCAUGCCACCACAGGAGAUCACCUUUGCUGCCAGGGACGCCAUUUCCAUGGCCAAGCUCACUGUCAUCACCUUUCCAGACCCCCCGGAGGACCCAGAGCUGGUCAGUAAGCAUAAACAGGGGGUGACCCUGUCCUGGUUCACACCUCUCAGCGAUGGAGGCAGCCCCAUUCUGGGUUACAGGGUGGAGAUGAGGCUGGCGGACAGCGCCCUCUGGCUUCCGUGCCAUGCAGAGCCUGUGUGUAACACAGAGUUCUCUGUGGAUAACCUCAUCCCCGGGAGCGGCUACAGGUUCAGGGUGGCAGCCAUCAACAGAGCUGGGACUGGAGAACCAGUCCAGCUGCCUCAGACCGUUCAGCUGGAGGCUCCGAUCACAGUGACCCAGCAGUUGGCCUGUCCAGGCUUGCAGGAGGGUAAGAUGGCCCGUGUAGAGUGCCAGCUCUCUGCUGAGGGCAGCUCGGUCACCUGGCUCAGAGACAACAAGGAGCUGGAGUUUGGGGUCAAAUACCAGGUCACCAUCGAGGGCAAGACACAAGUGCUGCUGAUCAAAGACUUUGAGUCUGCUGACCAGGGCGUGUACACCUGUGUGGCCUCAGAAGAGGCAGAAAGCUCCAUUAAUCUCAAUUUACCAACAGGUGGAGAUGGGGUUAAGUUGGAGGGGGCCCAGCCCAGCCUGCCUCCUGAGGCUGCCUCCGAGGGUGAUGUCCAUGCGCUGUGGGAGGCCCUGGCCAAGAAACGCCGCAUGAGCCGAGAGCCCACCCUCGACUCAAUCUCUGAGCUGCCUGAUGAGGACGACAAGGAGCCCAAAAUACCCAAGGAGCUAGUCAAGGAGAAGAAAGCCCCAGAGAAGGUGAACGAAAAGGAGAAGGUUGUGGAGCCUGUCAUCAUCACAAAGAAGAAGGAGUUGGAUACCAAUCUACACACCAGUUCUGAGGAUGAGUCCAGGGUUCCAACGCUGGUGUCCUACCUGAAGAAGAGCAGCAAGUCUUCCCCCUCUGCAUCUGACCAGACAGAGUCCAUCUCAACUGAGAAGUUCUAUGCACAGACCUCAGUGCAACAGACCACAGUCCUACAGACCUCAUCUUCGGGACAGCAGAUCACAGCACAGACCACAGAGAUCACUGGGUGUGGAAAUGAGGAGGAUGAAGAAAAGGGGCUGCUGGAUGCUGCUGUCAAGAUCCAGGCUGCGUUCAAGGGCUACAAGUCCUGCAAGGACAUGUGUCCAGUCUUCAAGGAUGUCUUCAAGGACCAGACCAAGGAGCCCAAUGGCACCAUCCACCUGGAGUGUGUGGUUGAGGGAAAGCCCGACAAGGUGCGCUGGCUGAAGGACGGCGAGCCCCUUGUGGACAGCAAACACCACCACAUCGACAUCUACAACGAUGGCACCUGCUCUCUGGUAAUCACCGCCGUUACCACCAAGGACACGGGCAUCUACACAUGUGAGGUCACCAACAAGUUCGGCGUGACCAUCCACAGCGGCAAGGUGACAGUAGGUUCGGCACGGGAGGCAUCUGGAAGGAGGCCCCUGACCAUGGGCUACAGCGCCGACAGCGAGGCGGAGAGCUCGUCUGCAGAAAGCGAGAUGGACGAGUCUUUGAGGCAGGCCAGCAAACGGCUGCGCCGCCUCCUCCGCACACGGCUGCCGGCCACGUCGGAGGAGGAGUCGUUCGUCAGCUGUGACGACGAGGCUGAGCUGAAGGCCCCCGAGCCCAAAUCGUACCGUGAGGACGAGCGCUACCUCUACAUCCGCUUUGACACGCGGUCUGAGGCCCAGGUGGCGUCGCUGCACUUUCAGGAGAUGUUCACGGCCCAGGGGAUGCCUGUGGAGACCACCAUCCAGGAGGCUGGACCUCUCAAAGUGGAGCUGCGCAUCAUGAAGAUGGGAUACACCCAAGAUGGCUCUGCAACACCCACACAGGAGAAGCAGCUGCCCGCGUUCAUGACAGGAGCCCCCGCGGCCCCAGUCUUCCUGACCGAACUCCAGAGCCAGGACGUGCCUGAAGGUUACCCGGUCAGCUUUGACUGCGUGGUGAUCGGAAAGCCUACACCCAGCAUGCGUUGGUUCAAGGACGGGAAGCUCCUGGAGGAGAAUGACCACUACAUGAUCAACGAGGAACACGAGGGCUGCCACCAGCUCAUCAUCACCACCGUGCUGCCUUCUGACAUGGGCGUCUACCGCUGCAUGGCCGAGAACACCAGUGGCAUCGCCGCCACUAAGGCUGAGCUCAGGGUUGACAUGUCUUGCAGCUCAGACUACGAUACUGCAGCUGAUGCCACUGAGACAGGCUCCUACAUCAGCGCCAAGGGCUACAUGUCUAGGGAAACUGAAGCGUUUGAGUCUAUGGCAGAGGAUGAGCAGAUACCACAAGUACUGGAUGAGCUCCAUGAUGUGCACGUCAGCCCAGGCUCACCCAUCGCUAAGAUGCAGCUGAAAGUCAAAGGUUUCCCCGCGCCCAGAGUGUACUGGUUCAAGGACGGUAUCCCGCUGCGUUCCUCAGACAGGAUCCUGCUGCUGGACAAGAGAGACGUCCACAGUCUGGAGGUCCUGGAGGUGAAGAGGGAGGAUGCAGGAGAGUACUCUGCCUACAUCAGCAACGCUGCUGGAUCAGCAUACUCCUCUGCUAGGAUACUGGUUCUGGGUCCAGGAGAGCUCACACCUGUAGAAGAGCACGAUCCCAAGGUGCCUCUGGUGCCGCCACGGUUCCUGGAGAAGUUUAGCAACAGGAAGGUGAAACAGGGAGCCAGUGUCACCCUGUCAGUCAGAGUGGAAGGUUCUCCCACCCCCAUGGUGACGUGGCUGAAAGAGGAGUCUGCUGAGGACGUGUUGUGGAUCAAGCCAGACACUAAGGGAUAUAAGGUGGCCAGGUCUGGGCGCCAACACAGCCUCAUCCUCAUGGAUGUGGGUUCUGAGCACGCCGGCACCUACACCUGCAUUGCCACCAACAGGGCCGGCCAGUCCAUCUGCACUGCCCACUUUGAGGUAGAGGAUGCGCCACGGCCAAAGGAAGAGACCAAAAUCCCUCUGGGUAUUACUAUCAGCCCACCAGUGGAGGAUGCUGGCAGAAGAAUGCCUUAUCUAGGUGAAGUUGGAACAGAAGAGUUUCUUAUGAAACUCACCUCUCAGAUCACAGAGAUGGUAUCUGCCAAGAUCAGCCAAGACAGCGCACAGAACCAUCAAGUGCUCCAGUGGAUUGAAGCAUGGCCCAAAGCCUCCACCUCACUACGUGUCCCGGGAGGCGAUAGCGACGAUGAGACCAAAACACCCUCCGCCUCGCCCCAUCACGGCCGCUCUCGCCCCAGCUCCAUUCUCGCAGACUCCUCCUCUGAGUCUGACGACCCUGAUGCCAGGGGAGAGAUGUUUGACAUCUAUGUGGCUACUGCUGACUACAACCCCACCAUCCCCAACAAAGAGACCAUUUCCUUGAAAGAGGGCCAGUAUGUGGAGGUUCUGGAUUCGGCACAUCCACUCAAAUGGCUGGUCCGGACCAAACCAACCAAAACCACCCCAUCCCGCCAGGGCUGGGUGUCACCUGCCUACCUGGACAAGAAACUCAAGCCGUCUGCUGAUGCUGGUGAUGUCCCAGAGACAGGUGGAGAAGAGGUCUCAGAAGGAGAGUACAAAAGAAGACUACUCCAACUGAUCCAGGACAUGAUCAACAGCGAGGCAGAGUUUGUCAAAGAGAUGGACUUCUUCACCUCCCACCACGUCAAGCAGGUGGAGAGCCCUGACGCCCCAACUGACAUCACCAGCCAGAAGGAGGCCAUAUUCAGGAACAUCCACGAGAUCAAGGCCUUCCAUAGCGAGUUCAUGUUCCCUAAGUUGCGCGAGUGCGACACUGAUGACGACGUGGCCAUGCGCUUCCUGAGGAGCGGGGAGGGCUUUGAGAAAUACCUCCAGUACCUCAUAGGCCAGCAAAAGGCAGAGGCCGCUAUCAGUGACAAGACCGUACACCACUUCUUCAAGAAGUACACAGACAAACAGCAGGCCAGUGCCGACCCUGCUGAAGGGCCUGUAUUGAGCAUUAAUGCCUACCUACAGAAACCCCUGGACAGAAUCCAGAAGUACAAGGCCUCGCUCAAGGAGCUGAUCAGGAACAAGGCCCGGAACGGUCAGAACUGCUGCCUGCUGGAGGAGGCCUAUGCCAUGGUUUCAUCACUGCCUCAGCGUUCAGAGAACACACACCACGUCUCCAUGAUAGAGAACUACCCUGCCACUCUGGAUGUAUUGGGGGAGCCCAUCAGACAGGGACCCUUCAUGAUGUGGGAGGGUGCACCUGGUGUAAGGUCCUCCUCCAGAGGCCACCGUCGACACGCGUUCCUCUUCAAAAACUAUGUCGUCAUCUGCAAAUCCAAGAGAGACUCCAACACAGACACCCAGGGCUACGUCUUUAAGAACAUGAUGAAGCUGAACAACAUAGACGUGAAUGAGACAGUGGAGGGUGACGACCGGGCCUUUGAGAUCUGGCACGAGCGCGAGGACUCUGUCAGGAAGUACACGCUUCAGGCUCGCACCGUCAUCAUCAAGAACUCCUGGCUGCGAGACCUCAGGGACCUGCAGCAGCGCUAUACCAUGCCCGGCUGGAGUAUGCCUGACUUUGAUGAGCUUCUGGCUGACUGCACAGUGGAGCUGGGACAGACAGUGAAACUGGCCUGCAAGGUUACUGGAGUACCCAAACCUGUGGUCACCUGGUACAAGGAUGGGCAUGCGGUGGAGGCUGACCCUCACCACAUCAUCAUCGAGGACCCUGACGGUUCCUGCACCCUGAUCCUGGACAACAUGACAGUGGAUGACUCUGGACAGUACAUGUGCUUCGCCACUAGCACCGCAGGCAACGCCAGCACCCUGGGGAAGAUCACUGUCCAAGUGCCUCCUCGUUUUGUGAACAAGAUGAGGAAUGCUGUUUUUACCGUUGGUGAGGAUGCUCAGUUCUCCUGCACCAUUCAGAGCGCUCCCAGCCCCAAGAUCAGGUGGUUCAAGGAGGGCAGGUUGCUGACUGACCAGGAGAAGUAUCAGACCUACAGUGAGUCCCGUAGUGGAGUACUGGUCCUAGUCAUUAAAGGCCCUACGGAGAGAGACCUGGGACAUUACGAAUGUGAGUUGUCUAAUCGACUAGGCAGUGCGAGGUGUGCAGCUGAUCUGUGCCUUCCUUCUGCUGUGACUCGGAGAGGAGAGCAGGCGAUCACCAUCGAAGUCACCGAGCAGGAGACUAAAAUACCAAAGAAAACCAUCAUCAUAGAGGAGACCAUAACCACGGUGGUGAAGAACACCCGUAUGAAGCGUCGUGGCCUGUCUCCAUCUGGGUUCAACCGCUCCCAAACCUCCACCCCAGAUCACCAGACCACCCCCACGGCCAGGCAGAGGAGGCAGGCUUCCACCAACAGGAAGACCACCAUCCCCACCCUGUACGUCACGGAGCCCGAGGGGGCCGCCGGGGCCCGGGCUGCGGAGAACAAGUGGGUGGAGGUAGAGGAAAUCAUUGAGUACAAGGUCAACAAGUCGCCCAGGCCCUCCAGGAGAGGUGUCUCCCCAGCCGGGUCGGAGCGGGCACACACCCCCUCCUCCACCCGGCCACAGAGGUCCGCAAACCCUAACGCCAACAACUCCAACAACAACCUUGUAGAACUGCAGAACCACUCCGAGCUACAGGGGGCACAGCCUCUGUACUGGAACGAUGACGAGGAGGAUGGUGACGUGGCUGUGGAUGGGUCCGAGGUCGCCCCUGGAAUCAGUGGAGAGGCCUACGAGGUCUCCUCGCUUCUAAUUCCUAACGACCAUGAACACGAAGAGGACGAGGCCUGGCUAGAAGAGCAGCAAGAGGCUUUCAUCACAGAACCGGAUGACGAUGACACCACACCCAGGAAGCUGGAGCCUAAGAUCCUGACCGAGGGCAGUCGCGUUCUCACCCUGGAGGACCUGGAGGACUACGUCCCCAGGGAGGGGGAGACCUACGGCUCCUCCAACACCUGUUCAUCACCUCCCGAGAGGCCCUGCGAGAUCUCAGUGCUCCAGAGGGAGAUUGGGGGCUCUGCUGUGGGCCAGCCGGUGCUGCUCAACGUAGGGAGGCCUGUGGGGAUGCCUAGGGAGAGGCCCAGGCCGGGCUUCUUCAGCCGCUUUAGAGAUCACCUCUCAGGAAGCAUGUUCUCCCCGGCCGGCCCCCACCACAACCACCACCCCAGCGGAGGUCAGUCCAGGAGGGAGAUUCCCAUCCAGGUCAGCCACGCCAAGCUAGAGGUCAAGCCGUUGUACUGCUCUGAGGUGCAGAGAGUGGAGGGAGUGCAGCAGAGCUACAAAACUAAAGUCUACACGUCAGUGGGCAAGUCAGUUACUCUUCAGAUUAGCAAGAAUAACCCAUAUCAAAACAAAUAAUUUAGUGUGUGAAAACAAGUAGCUGGAUUAGAACCAAGCAGAUUGUUGUUAUUCUGUGAUACGUACAAUAGCCCUUUUAGUGUUAAAUGGGAACCUUUCUAGUUAAGUGUUAAAAAGCAUAUUCUAACAUUGCAUUUUACUGCAAAUGGCGAAUCAUUCCAUUUUCAAGCAACCCGGCUAAAAGUAAAAUGCAGACACAGGAAGUCAGUCUUUUGGUCAGACAAAGUGGACUUUAAAGGACAAACAUCCAAAGGGGCUGGAUAUGUUUAGGCUAAAUUAUUUCCGAACGCCAUUGUAUACUAUCCAGCCUUCAAUUUAUUGCUGCCUUUCUUGCCACAAAUUUCAUGUACUGAAAAAUACAAUAAUUAUGAGUUGUUGCGACAUGGACUGGCACUAUUUAAGUUCAAAACUCCAACUGCUUUACCCUCGGGCGACAGAUUUUUAUAAUUUUAGCUCCUUGAUGUUAAACUUCUGUCCUGUAGGAGAACAUCAGUGUAAAGUGCUGUACACGAAGUGUACAAAACAUUAGGAACACCUUCCUAAUGUUGAGUUGCACCCCGUUUUGUCCUCAGAACAACUUCAAUUUGUCGGGGCAUGGACUCUACACGGUGUUGACAGAGUUCCUCAGGGAUGCUGGCCAAAAUGCUUCCCACAGUUGUCAAAUUGGGUGGAUGUCCUUUGGGUGGUGGACCAUUGUUGACACACCUGAAACUGUUGAGCAUGAAAUCCAGCAGCGUUGCAGUUCUUGACACUCAAACGUGUGCCCGGCACCUACUACCGUACCCCGUUCAAAGGCACUUAAAUCUUCUGGUCUUGCCCGUUCACCCUCUGAAUGGCGCGCAUACACAAUCCAUGUCUCAGUUGUCUCAAGGCUUAGAAAUCCUUCUUUAACCCAUCUCCUCCCCUUCAUCGACACUGACAUCAUCAAUAAGGGAUCAGUCUUUGUCAUGGUGUUCCUAAUGUUUUGUACACUCAGUGUAUGUCUCUCUGUUCAUUGCUUCCAGCUGAAGUUUAAUGAACAAAGAGUAUCCACCUUGAAUUGUAGCAUAUCAGUUUGUACAUAGGCUAAUUCCUGUGGAAGGAGAAACUGUUUGUGUUCUCAAACAGUAACUGACCAAACCAAUGACUUCAGCAACAGUAAAGAGCAGUCAGAUUUGAAAUGUUACAGAGGAGUUGUAAUUCUGGAAUCCACCCCAAAAAGAAUAACUUUGACAAGAUGAUAGAAGUAUAAGAGCAUUGAUUACUGAAGUUGCUGAAUUGUGUGACACGUCGACAAUGUUCUCUCAAUAGCAGUCCCUUGAGAAUGUAGACACAUGGAUCAUUGAAUUUUACUUCAGAUUGGGUAGUCUGUCCUCCUAUGCAGAAUAAAGUCUCAAAUGUUUUAAACAUUUCUAAAAUGGUCAAUUACAUGUUGUGCAGAGUUGAUACAUUUACAUGAACUGUAUAUCACUUGUGGUUUGGACUGUGGAAAGAUCUAGGUCUACGAUUGUGUUAUACAGGUCUCAUAUAAGUGUAUCAAUUUACUUCAGGUUACAUACAUCCAUAACAUGCAGCUAUAUAGGAUAAUUAAUCUUGUCCUGGGUCAUUUGUUUUAUAGAAAGCCAAGUCUUCAUUAUCAGUAUGAGAGCAAUGAGGGGAUUGACUUUAGACCAUUUUUUUAAAGUAUUUGUGAUUACUUUGGAGUAAAAUGUAAUUAAAAUAUGUUUAGAAAAGUGACUGCAUGAUAUGUAUUAGCUGAUUUGAGUGUUUAUCGGAUGAACACUGUCAUUUCAAUCCUUUAUUCGGUUCAGGUGAGAGCAGUUGCAUAGUUAGGUGUGAGUCAUUGAUCACACUGGAUUUGUUGCAAUAUGUUUUAAAUAGUGAAUUACUGUUUCCCAAAUUAAGUGUUUUGUGUUAAAUAAAACAAUAUUGUAGAAGCAUUUAAAUACUUGUUUGCUGUAAGAAAUUCAACAUAAAGCACAAAUAAGGUUUGACUGUCUGCACAUGUCUAGUUAAUGAAAAUAAAUGUUGAAUAACCCUUAAUAAAUGAAU
Molecule: messenger RNA, 21330 nt
Organism: Oncorhynchus masou masou (cherry salmon)
Lineage: Eukaryota; Metazoa; Chordata; Actinopteri; Salmoniformes; Salmonidae
Product: obscurin-like
Exons: 77
Coding region: 1-19299 (6432 amino acids)
Molecular function (GO): guanyl-nucleotide exchange factor activity; protein binding
Source: RefSeq, a predicted model, not a curated record